AUAUAUUUAUAUACUAUAAUUAUAAUUGUCUUAUAAUAGUAUAAUCUGGAAUAGAAUAUUUAAAAAUAGAUAAAUUAUUAUAAUAUUUUAAUUAGUCCUCCUCGGCGUCCACUUCUUCAACUUGCUCCAUGUCAACCAGAAUCAUCAGAUCCAAAUUUAGAACAGGCGACCACAACGGGCAACCAGCUAUGAAUGGACAAGAUGAUGCCCGACCUCAAUUGCCAUGGCAAAACCCAGGGCCGAUGACAGUAGCGAUUGCAGAGGCAGCGACAACCACAAAGGCUUGCUUGCAUUCACCAGAAGAGAGAAAAUUGUGAGCUCCUGCAAUGCUGAUAUAUGUGGUUAUCACCAUGAAAACAACAUCAAGAAAGAAAGUAGACUUGAGAUUUGCACAGCUAAUUUCACAUGCAGGGAUAACAGUGAAAGAGAAAACCAUAUACCAGCUAUUGAAUGACCUGGUUGUGCAGCCAAGAAUGUUACCGAUAGCCAUAAAAAGCGAACAACACACAUGGUCGAGAUUGGGCAGCAGCAGGGGUAUCUCUGGUUAGAUCCGGCAGAGCAAAGGAGAAGGAGGUGAAGGACGAGCAAGGGACGACGACAUCAUAAAGAAAGAAGGUUAAUCCCGCGCGCUCUCUUUCUCUAGCUGUGUUUGCAGUGGGAGGCUGAAUACUUUUUCCAACUCUCUCCCUCCAUUGAUAGACUAUAACGGCGGGUACCUCGGAUUUCAUCUCUAAAUGGAAGGAGUCUCUCCGUCCAAUCCUCGUAAUAAGGUGGAAGACGUUUUCAAGGCUCGUAAAAAUGCCCUCACCAAGGAUGCCGAUAAAUUGGAUCAUCUCUGUGAUCCCUCCGAGACAGAAGGAAAGAAAAAAUCAUCAGCUUCUAGUCCAAGCCGAGCCAAGUCUAUAUAAUCGUGAUCUAACGAGCGAGGAUCUAAAAAUCAGCCAAAGCACGCAUUCAAAAGCUAUGGAAUCUGAGGCAAGUUUGGAAGAUAGAGAUGAGGAGGAGAAUGAGGAUAAAUUGUGUAAGACGUGUGGACAGAAAGGGGGGUCGUGGGUUUAUUGUUUCCGGUGUAACUUGAGGUUCCAUAAGUGUGACAACAUCAAAAAGAAGCACUGUAAACAUAUGGGACAUAUAUGUCCCUUACCCUAUGCAAUCCAAAGUUGGCUCGUAAUCUAACUGUGGUUAUAAAAGAAAAGUCCAUUUUCCAAUUA
This is a messenger RNA of Prosopis cineraria, 1211 nucleotides long. Its product is annotated as PHD finger protein ALFIN-LIKE 5-like. The coding region runs from base 799 to 1176 and encodes 125 amino acids. The record is from RefSeq and is a predicted model, not a curated record. The transcript is spliced from 5 exons. NCBI's taxonomy places the organism in Eukaryota, Viridiplantae, Streptophyta, Magnoliopsida, Fabales, Fabaceae.